AGCUCUGUAAUGUGAUGAUGCAGCUGAGAAAGAUGGCCAAUCAUCCAUUGUUACACCGCCAGUAUUAUACCAGUGAAAAAUUGGCUGCCAUGAGCAAGGCCAUGAUAAAGGAACCAACACAUUUUGAUGCAGACCCUGCGCUGAUCCAAGAGGACAUGGAAAUCAUGUCUGACUUUGAGCUGCAUAAUUUAUGCAAGCAGUACAGCUCCAUCAGCAAAUUUCAGCUGGACAAAGAGCUCAUCUUAGACUCUGGAAAGUUUGCUCUGCUAACCAAGACACUCGCCAAGCUCAAAGAAAAGGGUGAUAGGGUUGUGCUGUUCAGUCAGUUCACCAUGGUGCUGGACAUUGUGGAGAUCCUGCUGAAACAUCUUGACCAUGAGUUUGUUCGGUUGGAUGGCUCUACUCCCAUGGCAGAGAGGAUUGGCCUUAUCGACAAAUACAACACAAACCCGGAGAUCUUUGUGUUUCUCCUGUCGACCCGUGCCGGAGGGCAGGGAAUCAACCUCGCCUCUGCUAACGCAGUGAUACUACACGACAUUGACUGUAAUCCGUUCAAUGAUAAGCAAGCAGAGGACCUCUGUCAUCGAAUGGGGCAGACGAGGUGAGGAUGGUACUAUAACUGUACAAAUGGCCGAGUUGCUCAAAGUCUC
Molecule: messenger RNA, 650 nt
Organism: Triplophysa dalaica
Lineage: Eukaryota; Metazoa; Chordata; Actinopteri; Cypriniformes; Nemacheilidae
Product: SWI/SNF-related matrix-associated actin-dependent regulator of chromatin subfamily A containing DEAD/H box 1A-like
Exons: 5
Coding region: 15-605 (196 amino acids)
Cellular component (GO): nucleus
Molecular function (GO): ATP-dependent activity, acting on DNA; DNA binding; chromatin binding
Source: RefSeq, a predicted model, not a curated record